Molecule: messenger RNA, 2940 nt
Organism: Exaiptasia diaphana
Lineage: Eukaryota; Metazoa; Cnidaria; Anthozoa; Actiniaria; Aiptasiidae
Product: frizzled-5
Exons: 2
Coding region: 589-2217 (542 amino acids)
Biological process (GO): non-canonical Wnt signaling pathway; canonical Wnt signaling pathway
Cellular component (GO): plasma membrane
Molecular function (GO): Wnt receptor activity; Wnt-protein binding
Source: RefSeq, a predicted model, not a curated record
ACAUGAAGUGCUCAUUUUUACUACAGAUACUAGCUAUGUAUAAAUUUGGAAACACAAGUUAGACAAAACUAAAAGGAAGCUGAGCUCAAAGAGACUUAAAAAUAACUCAUGACUGACAUUAAGCUGGUAAAACCACUGCAAAUCCCAAUUUAAUCCAACUCUAUACUUGCUUCUAGAAACGUGUAGUCAAGCCAGAUUAAAGGCAGGUUCGCGGUUGCCAUUGUUUUCUUAAACUUCUGCUGCUGCUUCUUCAAAGGAUUUGCGAACAAAAACAGUGCAAGCUCUUGAGCGACAAGUCAACAUAUGGCGGUUCUUUUUCAAAGGCAGCUACAAUACAAAAGGGUUUGGAAUUAGAGAAUAAUAGACUUAAACCAAGCGGUGAUUAUGAGGCUUUGCAAGACCUUACUAAUGGUCUGGAURCGAGAAUUACAUCAAACAAUUCCCUAAUGAGUGCAUGCUGGACGCUGAUUGGCUGACGUGGGAACUUGUCAAUAUCAUUAAUCUCAUGACAGGCUGACAUACGUUGUGUUAAAUAGUGGCAAUAACAUCACAGUACGAACAAACAGUUCAGCCAGCCCAAGGCACAUCAUGGCGACUGUUCCAAUCACUAUUAUUAUAUCAUCACUUAUACUGCUGUGUUUACAUCACGGAUCAUCAAAAGAGAUGAAAUGCGAAGAAAUCAGCAUCCCAAUGUGCCGUGGAAUCGGCUAUAAUUUAACCUACUUGCCAAACUUAUUCAAUCACGAUACACAGGCCGAAGCAGCUCUUGAAGUUCAUCAGUUCUGGCCUCUCGUUGAGAUCCAGUGUAGUCCUGAUUUAAGGUUCUUUCUGUGUAGCAUCUAUGCUCCGAUUUGUGAGAAACAAUACAACAAGGACUUGCCUCCUUGUCGAUCGGUGUGCGAGCGUGCAAGAACUGGUUGCUCGCCGCUAAUGCGAAAAUACGGUUUCUCGUGGCCUGAUAGAAUGAAAUGCGAAAACUUUCCUGAGUUUGGAGACCCUAAAACAUUGUGUAUGGGUAAAAAUGGAACCGAAGAAUCGACAUUAGACUCGCAGGGACCAAAAACGGUCACACCGCCGGAGAAACCCGGCAUUAUAGCGCGUCCAUCAAACUGCUGUUCAUGUCAACCGCCAUUCGUAUCCAUUGCAGGCAAGAAUAUCAAGCCAACACGAAGUGUAUCCGUCGGUGGAGUACAGCAAUGUGCGAUGGCUUGUAAUCGAACUUUCUUCACGAAAGAUCAGGACAGUUUUGCUUCAUUUUGGAUCGGGCUAUGGGCAAUAUUAUGUUUUAUAUCGACGCUGGUUACAGUGUUAACAUUUUCUGUGGACAUGCUAAGGUUCAAGUACCCAGAACGACCGAUUAUAUUCCUUUCAGCUUGUUAUUUGAUGGUCAGUAUUGGUUAUAUAAUAAGACUGAUUGUUGGCUCAAAGACGAUCGCCUGCGAUUCCAAUGGUCUCAUGCGUUACGAGACGUCAGGACCGGCGCUAUGUACUAUUGUAUUUCUGCUUAUCUACUUCUUUGGCAUGGCUAGUAGCGUUUGGUGGGUGAUUCUUGCUUUUACGUGGUUCCUAGCUGCGGGAAUGAAAUGGUCCAGCGAGGCCAUCACAAACUAUAGUCAGUACUUCCAUGUUAUUGCAUGGCUUGUACCAGCUAUUCAGACUAUUGCUGUUCUUGCAAUGUCCACUGUAGAUGGCGAUCCUGUAGCUGGUAUUUGCUUCGUUGGAAAUCAUAACCUACAAAGCCUAGUUGUCUUCGUAAUUAUCCCUCUUGUUGUAUAUCUAGUAUUUGGGACAUCAUUUCUUUUAGCUGGAUUUUACUCGUUAAUUCGUAUUCGAAAAGUACUACGGCAACACACGGGAGCGAAAGUCGAUAAACUAGAAAAACUUAUGAUUCGCAUUGGAGUAUUUUCUGUACUGUAUGUAGUCCCAGCUACAAUCGUCGUUGCGUGUUAUUUCUACGAAUACGUAAAUCGUGAAAAUUGGGAAAAGUCUAUAAACUGCUCUAAAUGUGGAGUGAAAGGACUCAAGCCAGACCAUUCAGUCUUUAUUAUCAAAUAUUUUAUGUGCCUGGUAGUUGGAAUUACUAGUGGAUUUUGGAUUUGGUCCGGGAAAACAGUGGAGUCGUGGAAGAACUUUUGUCAGCGAUUAUCCGGAUCACGCCAGACGAACAAACACAAAUCAGUAGUCACACAUAAGAAAUCUGCUACCGCUACAGUUUGAACAAGAUUUGUUUAUUUUAAGUUGAAUAUUUAACUCGUAGAAGCAAGGCUAAAUGAACUCACAGACAUAACUUAACAUUGUCGAACACUAUACGCUUUCAGGGAAUUGAAACUAUCUCGUCUUCUUAGUUCAACUAAGUCGUUUUAUACCAAUAUGUCGACAUAAUCUUUCCGGGGUAUUGUAUCCAAAUGGAUAACCAGUGUUGACUUUGCUAGUUGUGGCUCGACCACGCUACUUUUAUUUACCUUAAAACAUUCAUAGAGCGAAAAAACAAUGUUCUAAUUUGCAUACUAUAAUGGCCGCUCUGCCUUGAAUUGUAGACGAAGCGUGCCAAGCAAAAAUGUAACCAACUUUACGGUCAUUCCUUAUCUUACAAGCUCGACCUUUGCUAGUUGCCAGUUUUAUGCUUUUAGCUUAGAGUAAAUUGAUAAAUCAAACAAUCUUGACGACCUGAAAGCGGUAUAAAAGCCUUUUGAACCAGUAAUUGCAGUCAUUAUAAACCCCACGAGAAUUUCAUAGUCAUAGUUCUAGGACUAAACCCCUAAAGCCUUUUUAUUGUAAGUUUUCUCAGUCAUACAUAACUCAGACAGACCAAGUUGUGUUUUCAGGCCUAGCUCACACGAAUAUCUUAGGAAUUAGAGGAAUAUUUGUUGAAAAGACUWUAUCUUAAAUGUAAAGUAAAUCUAACUUUAUUCUUUAAUAAACUAAUAUGAGAUUAGGAAA